Molecule: messenger RNA, 6082 nt
Organism: Tribolium madens (black flour beetle)
Lineage: Eukaryota; Metazoa; Arthropoda; Insecta; Coleoptera; Tenebrionidae
Product: fatty acid synthase-like
Exons: 6
Coding region: 36-6011 (1991 amino acids)
Biological process (GO): fatty acid biosynthetic process
Molecular function (GO): 3-oxoacyl-[acyl-carrier-protein] synthase activity; fatty acid synthase activity; oxidoreductase activity
Source: RefSeq, a predicted model, not a curated record
GUGUGGUUGAGGAAAGGUGAAAAAGAGCAGCAAAAAUGCCGAUCAAUGCUGAACAUAUUGGUAUCACUGGCGUGGCCGGCCGGUUCCCCAACUGUGCCAACGUCGAAGAGUUGAAAGAAGGCCUUCUGGGAGGUGUAGACCUCCUAUCCAACAGCCACGACAGAUGGUCCUGCGAAAGCUUGGAAACCUCAUCUCGUCUUGGAAUAAUCCACGAUUUCGAAUACUUCGACGCCGCUUUCUUCGGCAUCAACCCCCGAGAAGCCAACACGAGCGACCCCCGAUUGCGCAAAAUCCUCGAAGUAACCUACGAAGCGGUCCUCGAUGCUGGGUUAAACCCCACCGAAUUGCGUGGAAAAAACGUUGGGGUUUUCCUCGCCGUCACCCAGAAUGAUAUUUCCGACUUGGACUACCGUGGAGGGAUCAUCGCAAGAUCUGCGGCUAUCAUGGCCAACGUUGUCUCAUUCUCCUUUGAUUUCAAAGGCCCCAGUCUCGCUGUCAACACCGCCUGUUCGAGCGGGUUUUACGCAUUGACAAGUGCUGUUGAUUCCAUGUUGGCUGACAGAUGCGACAUGGCCAUUGUUGGUGCAGUCCAGCACCAAUUCGAUCCUGCAGAAAGCAUGGAAUUGAUCAAAUUGCAGGUUUUGCACAAGGAAGGAGUCUGCAGGUCGUUUGAUGCCAACAGAAAAGGAUACGUCAAAUCCGAGGCAAUUGCUGCUCUCGUUUUGCAAAAAAUCGACGAUAGUAAAAGAAUGUAUGCGACUCUUGCCGGUUUCGGGUGCAACGUCGAGGGUUUCAAAAGGGAUGGAAUGGCACAUCCCUCACACAAAAUGCAAAUGGCGAUGUUCCAACAAGUUUUUAAACAUUUCAAUAUUGAUCCUUUAGAUGUUAACUAUGUUGAGACGCACUGUACCGGGACUAGAGUCGGGGAUGUAGAAGAAGUAGCUGCGAUUGAUGCUUUCUACACCAAGGGGCGUAAAACCCCCGUGUUGAUUGGCUCAAUUAAGAGCAAUCUUGGUCACACUGAAACCACCUCAGGGCUGGUUUCGUUGACUAAAGUCGUCAUUGCAAUCCGAGAAGGGGUCAUUCCUGGAAAUUUACACUUUAAAACGCCGGAUCCUGAAAUGAGGGGUAUCUGCGAAGGGCGUCUAAAGGUAAUUGAUAAAAAUAUGCCCAUACCGGAGGGUCUCAUCGCCGUGAAUGUCUUCGGCUUUGGAGGAGCAAACGCCAUGGUCGUUUUGCGUCCCUUCAAAGAACGAAAACAAGUCAUCAAUAACCUAAGUCAUAGAUUAGUACACGUUUCUGGUAGAUCUGAAGAAGGAGUGAAAUUGAUGCUUGAUGCAGCAGUAAAACACAAAGCCAAUGCCCAAUUCCUGGCUCUUCUUGAUAAUAUUUUCCACAAGCCUAUUGACAAUCACAAUUACCGCGGUUUUGCGAUCUUAUCCAACGACAGUCAUAUGCAAAUAACCCAAACAUCGACGAGGAAACGUCCAGUUUGGUUCGUGUAUUCCGGUUUUGGGGCCCAAUACCCAGGCAUGGGCAAAGACAUGAUGAAAAAUGAAGUGUUCAGGAACACCAUCAAGGUUUGUGCUAACGCUUUGAAACCACAUGGUGUCGACCUCGAAGAUAUUAUCAUGAACGGAACCGAGGAAACGUUCAAUAAUCUUAUCAACACUUUCACUGCAAUUACUGCGAUCUCUGUAGCUUUGACCGAUGUUUUAGCUAGUUUGAAUAUCACACCUGCCGGGAUUAUCGGACAUUCUUUAGGUGAAGUCGCUUGCGCAUAUGCCGAUGGUUUGAUCACAGCCGAACAAGCAGUCUUGAUAGCCCACGCUCGUAGUUACGCUACAACUUCGUCAAAUUUAAUCCCUGGUGCUAUGGCUGCAGUCGGUCUUUCGGCCGAAGAGUGUGCAAAACUUCUCCCAGAAGGUGUCUACAUUGCGUGUGACAACUCCGACGACAAUGUUACCAUUUCUGGGCCUGAUUAUGCAGUCAGAGAUUUCUUGAACCAACUCAACGUUCGAGGAGUCUUCAAUAGACUCAUCAGCAAUGCUAAUUACCCACUUCAUAGCCCGCAUCUUGAACCAGCCGGACAAAAAAUGUACAGUUCUGUGAAAAAAGUCCUCCCUGAAGUGAAAGCAAGGACCAAGAGGUGGUUACCAUCAGCUGUUCCCGAAAACGAAUGGAAUACCGAUUUGGGGAAAUAUAAUUCGGCCGAAUACCAGUUCCACAAUUACACCAACCGGGUUUAUUUCAGACAACUGUUGAAGCAUGUACCUAAAGACGCUAUUGUGGUGGAAGUUGCGCCUAGGGGACUCCUUCAGGCAAUUUUGCGACGUGGACUUGAUAAAAAUGUGACACUUGUGCCAUUGCUCAAACCUGGAGUUGACAAUCUUGACUUUUUCUUGUCGAGUGUUGGGAAAUACUAUAAUGCUGGUGGUCCGUUAGAUGUCACACAGUUGUACAAACCACCACCGUUCCCCGUCAGUAUUGACACACCCAUGAUCAACAAUUUGGUCAAAUGGGACCAUAGAGUGAAAUGGCACAAACUUAGGUUUAAUCCGAGGAGUUACUUCGGGAAGAGGAUUGAUAUUGACAUGACUGAUCAAAGCAAUCAUUAUUUGGAAGGACACGUUGCUGAUGGACGCCUUAUGUUACCUGCGGCGGGUUAUCUUGUCUUGGUUUGGCAGACGUAUGCAAGAAUGUUGGAAAUUCCAUUCGAUAAAUUGCCGGUAGUUUUUGAAAACGCCAAAACUCUGCGACCUGUUAUUCUUGCUGAAAAUGCCAUCACCAGUGUUGUAGUUAAUCUUUUCAGGUCGACUGGUAAAUUUGAAGUUUGUCUCGAGAAUGACGAAGACCAUCCUUUGGCAAUUGGUUUAAUUCGAGCUGUGAAUAAAAUCGAUGAAGAGUUCUUAGACUAUUCGUCUCUUCCUCGUCCUAGUCAAUACAAGCUUAAAAUCAGCAGUGAAGACUUUUACAGUUGUAUGCAUUUGAGAGGAUUUGACUACGAUGGUCUUUUCCAAGGUGUUCAAAGCUGUGAUCUCGAUGGCCGGUCAGCAACCUUAAAAUGGAAUGAUAAUUGGGUGGCUUUCAUCGACAGUAUGACCCAAUUCAUCUUAAGUAUUGAAGCCACAGGUCAUAGUCUCCCCACCGUCUACGAAAAAAUCGUGAUCAAUCCACAAGAACACUUGAAAUCGAUUGGUGCCAACAAUACUGUGACUCUCAACUACAACAAACAUCUAAAAGCUGCGAAAUGUGGAGGUGUUGAAUUGAGGAGCUUGACAGUGACUAAUAUCAAGAGACGGGUUGCUGACGUUGAACCGUGUUUGCGAAAGUACACUUUUGUUCCUAACAAUGACACCAAGAAAGAAGCAGAUUCCUUCCACCAUGCUCUUGAUGUGGCUUCCCAAAUCGUCAUAGAGAACACAACCGAGUAUUUGAACCUCAAUGUUGCAGAAAUCAAGUCCGAUGCAGCUAUCCAAAUUUUAAGAACGAUCAUCGAACCUGUCAAUUUAAAGAAAACAAAGUUCCAACAACUCAACUCUAUUGAUGACAAUAUGAGUGAAAAUUUCGAUAUGUUGAUCGUUCAAGAAAUUACCAAGGAUCAAAGCGACGUCCUUAAGGAUUAUUUGAGACGUUCUCGAUUUGUUUUUGCAAAAGUACAAAACCCUGAUUUGAAAGAUGUUGAUGUGAUUUACCAACACGUCACCAAGACCGGCAUCUACGUUUUGCUUCGACGUCCUCAAGAUCUCCCUGAAAACUACACAGUCGUGAUGGCAAACAACAACAACUAUAAUUGGGUCAAAGACUUGAAAAUGGCCGUUAAAAAAUACCGCUCUCCACAAUCACGCAUCUACCUUAUUAACGAAGACUUCAAUUCUGGAAUUGUGGGGUGGUUUAACACCAUUCGACACGAACAGUAUUGCCCAAAUAUCAGACUGUUCCUCAUCAGGAGUUACAAAGAAGUUGAACCGUUUGCUCUCAAUUCGAAAUUUUACGCCAAACAGCUCAAGAAGGAUCUGACGGUGAAUGUGUACCAAGACGGGGCUUGGGGGACGUACCGCCGUUUACCGGUAGAACCAUUCCAGCCGCGUUUGUACUCCGAUGCCUGUCUUAUGAAGGACAACAGUGGAGUCAAAUGGGUGGAAAAAUCCCCGUAUCAGACCAAAUGCGAAAUUAUGGUAAAUUUCGCAAGCAUAAGCAGCUGGGAUUUGGCCAAAAUCAGUGGAAAAGGGGGCGAUGCUGAGUACGAAUUUUUGGGAUUGGAGUACUCGGGAGUUGACAAGAAUGGAAACAACACAAUGGGGUUGGUCUCCAAAGGUGCUCUAGCUACGUCAGUGCAACCCCAUGAGAAACUCACUUGGACUUUCUCGAAUAAGUUGUCGUCUGAGGAGGCAGCAACGAUUCCUCUUGCAUACACUUUGAGUUACUACGCCUUGUUUAUCCAAACUCACCUCUCACCCAAAGACUCUAUUCUUAUCCACAAUUCGGGGAGUGAUGUCAGUAUGGCAGCGAUUGCUCUCGCAACAAACAAGAAUUGUGCCGUUUAUAUUGUUGUAAAUUCAUCAAAUCGGGAUAUUUUGAGGAAAUUCCCUAAAAUUCAAGAAAAUAACAUCAUCUACGACAGUGAAGGUAGUCCGUUUUAUGAAACUCUAAUGACGAAAACCAACGGGAAAGGUGUUAACACGAUUUUCAACUGCAAUUCGAUCGAACUGUUGAAACUCUCGAAGAAAUGCAUUGCGAAAAAUGGUCGAUUUAUCGAGUUUGGUAAUAGUUUGGGAACAUUCAUCGAAACCGAGAAUUUGAUGGAGAACAACUGUUCUUUGUACAAUAUUAACGUCAAUGACGUGUUUGAGGAAAGUCCCGAGAUUUUGGACAUCAUCGCUAAAGACAUUGAUAGAUAUGUGAAAGAAGGUGUUGUGGUGCCACUCAAAUAUUCGGUUUAUGGCAAAGACGACAUUGAAAUUGCUUUGAAGAAUCUUGAAGAUAAAGAUUAUGUGAAGAAAUGUUUGAUUAAGAUUAAAGACAAUGGAGGUUUCUUCUCCAAGCCCGAAAACCGGAUUUUGGCUUACCCUCGCACUUACAUGGACCCCAGUAAGUGUUAUAUUGUGAUUGGCGGUUUGGGUGGUUUUGGUUUUGAACUAACCAAAUGGAUGAUUGAAAGAGGUGCCACUAAAGUGGUCAUCAAUUCUCGGCGUGAGGUGCGAUCUGGGUACCACGCGAGUUGUCUCCAGAAAUGGAACAACCAGAAGAUCACCGUCUUGACCAACACCUCCGACACUGCAACUCUUGAAGGAGCCGAAUCUUUGAUAAACUUUGCUUCCAAUCUGGCACCAGUUGGAGGAAUCUUCAAUGCUGCUUUGCACGUCAAAGACGGCUUCAUGACCGAUCUUGGUCCUGAAGACUUCGCUGCAGUAGCCGGCUCGAAGAUUUUCAGUGCCCAAAACAUGGAUAUCCUCUCUCGCAAGCUCUGCAAAAAGCUCGAUUAUUUCGUCAUGUUCUCCUCAAUCGCUUCAAGUAUAGGCAAUGCUGUGCAAUCCAAUUACGCCUUCGUCAAUUCGGCCGUGGAACGUCUCUGCGAGACAAGAAAAGCUGAAGGUCUCCCCGCCCUAGCUCUUGAGUGGGGCCCACUAGCCGAUGUUGGUAUUUUGGUGAGAUUGAAGAUGACGAACCCGAUUUUGGAAACGGUGAGGCAGAAACUCAGCUCUUGUCUCAGGGUUGUAGACCAAUACUUGCAACAAAGCGAACCCGUGGUAGCCAGUUGUGCUUAUCCAGACCAAUCCAGUGAAGUCAGCGAGAAGAAAACUUUAGCCGAAUUAGUUGCAGGCCUAUUUGGUAUCAAGAAUUUGGAAGAGAUUGAAGAUAACACCACCUUGUUGGAGUUGGGAAUGGACUCGCUUCUUGGUUUUGAAGUCAAACAUAUUAUCACGAAAGAGUCGGGCUUGGAUGUUAGUGUCAACGACAUACGAAAUAUGACGUUCGAGAAGAUCAAAGAAAUGUCAACGCCGGCGUAAAUGUAGUUAGGGAUGGGGUUGGGUAUUGGUUGUAUAUUCAAUACUGAUUAUUAAACAAUCUCAUGCACAAA